CCUUAAAAAUUUUGAACGCCCAGUUUAAUGAUAAGAAAUGUUAAAUUUUUGAUCGCAAAUUAAUUCUUUGUAUGUUUAAGUGCUCUCUCUUAUCAUUGUUUAUAUUUGCAUAGACUUAACAGUCAAAGGAAAUUGUCCAGUUCUCAGUGAAUUGAACAAAGAAAAUGGCAACUCGUGGUGGUACGGCUCAACGGCCGAAUGGUACACCUCAAGGAAAAAUUUUACAAUUCAAACUUGUGUUGUUGGGUGAAUCAGCUGUUGGUAAAUCUAGUUUGGUAUUACGAUUUGUGAAAGGUCAGUUCCAUGAAUAUCAAGAAAGUACGAUAGGUGCCGCAUUUUUAACACAAACAGUUUGUUUGGAUGAAACUACAGUUAAGUUUGAAAUUUGGGAUACUGCUGGUCAAGAACGGUAUCACAGUUUAGCGCCAAUGUAUUACCGUGGUGCUCAAGCAGCAAUUGUAGUAUAUGAUAUUACAAAUCAAGAUACAUUUGGUCGUGCUAAAACGUGGGUAAAAGAAUUACAACGACAAGCAUCACCAAAUAUAGUAAUUGCAUUAGCUGGAAACAAAGCUGAUUUGAUAAAUAAAAGAAUGGUUGAAUAUGAUGAAGCACAACAGUAUGCUGAAGAAAAUGGUUUACUUUUUAUGGAAACAUCUGCUAAAACUGCAAUGAACGUUAAUGAAAUUUUCCUCGCAAUAGCGAAAAAAUUACCGAAAAACGAUCAAAAUACUACUGCUGGUGGUCCUGGUCAAGGUCGACGACUUGGUGAAGGUACUGAAGGCAGUGGAGCAAGAGUAGCGGGUAACUGCUGCAAGUGAUUCUGUUUAAAUAGUCCACAUAUCACCAACAUUGGCGAUAUAUAUAAAUAUAUUAUCUCAAUAUAAAAUACGUGACAUUCAUAUUAAAAAAAAUAUAUUAAUUUAAUACAGACCAACAACAUGCCCGCACAUACAAUGGUGAUGGUGCAUGCGUGGUGGUUGUUUUAAAAAAAAAAAUAAUUACGCGUGCGCGAUUUCUCA
This is a messenger RNA of Chrysoperla carnea, 1019 nucleotides long. It is a transcript of the gene Rab5, whose product is annotated as ras-related protein Rab-5C. The coding region runs from base 165 to 818 and encodes 217 amino acids. The transcript has 4 exons. The record is from RefSeq and is a predicted model, not a curated record. Lineage: Eukaryota; Metazoa; Arthropoda; Insecta; Neuroptera; Chrysopidae. Gene Ontology annotation, molecular function: GTP binding; GTPase activity.